Arachis stenosperma is the source of this 3192-nucleotide messenger RNA. RefSeq names its product protein DEFECTIVE IN EXINE FORMATION 1. The record is from RefSeq and is a predicted model, not a curated record. The coding region runs from base 140 to 2851 and encodes 903 amino acids. Lineage: Eukaryota; Viridiplantae; Streptophyta; Magnoliopsida; Fabales; Fabaceae. The transcript is spliced from 13 exons. Gene Ontology annotation, molecular function: protein binding.
UCCACCCUGCUGCUACAUCUCCCACUCAUGAGCUAGUUAGGGUUUAUCAUUUCAUUUCAGAUUUUCAAUUGGAUUGGUUUCGUUUCAUUUCGUUUUCAGUCGAGAAUAAUCUGCUGGAGCCGAUACCAGAAUAGAUCAUAUGAACCCCUCAUUGCCGAAGAAGCCUUUUGUGCUGCUCUGCAUCGUUCUCUGCACGUUCUUCACUUUCGUCCUCUCUGAGGAUUCUGAGAAGAAUGCCUUUCGGGAGCGCGAAGCCUCCGAAGACGCUCUCGGAUACCCCGAAAUAGAUGAGGAUGCGUUGGUGAAUUCGAAAUGCCCUAAGAAUUUGGAGCUGAGAUGGCAAACGGAAGUUAGUUCUAGUAUAUAUGCGACCCCAUUGAUUUCUGAUAUUAACAGCGAUGGGAAGCUUGAGAUUGUGGUUCCAUCCUUUGUACACUACCUUGAAGUUCUGGAAGGUUCAGAUGGUGACAAAAUGCCAGGCUGGCCUGCUUUCCACCAAUCAACUGUGCAUUCUAGUCCUCUACUAUAUGACAUUGACAAAGAUGGGGUGAGAGAAAUAGCUUUGGCAACCUACAAUGGUGAAGUGCUGUUUUUCAGGGUUUCUGGCUAUAUGAUGUCAGAUAAGCUGGUGGUCCCACGUAGGAAAGUGGCGAAAAAUUGGUAUGUGGGUUUGAAUGCUGACCCAGUUGAUCGAUCUCAUCCAGAUGUUCAUGAUGAUCAACUUGCUGAAGAAGCCACUAUAUUUAAUUCUAUGGCUCAAACUAAUGGGAAGCACAAAGUCAACUCUUCAGCUGCCACAUCAACGGAAAACCACCAUGAAACACCCAGUGUGUCUAAUCCAGAGCCUGUAAAGCAAACAAAUGGAGCUCAAGUAGAAGAGAAUAGUAAGAUGCCAAAAACAGCUGGUAAUUCCUCUGGGAAUGCUGGUGUUCAGAUGCCGGCAAAUGCUGAUAAUUCGUCUGUGAAUGCUGGUAUUCAGAUGCCAUCAAAUGCUGAUAAUUCCUCUGCGAAUGCUGGUAUUCAGGUGCCAGGAAAUGCUGAUAAUUCCUCUGUGAAUGCUGGUAUUAAGAUGCCAGGAAAUGCUGAUAAUUCCUCCGUGGGUGCUGGGUCAGUGGAAGCUGCUAAAACAGAUAACCAAACUAGCACAAAGAGACGCCUGCUGGAGGUUAAUUCCAAAGGAGAAGAGCUAGGUGGCUCUGAAUCCAAAGAGGGUAAUGAGGGUAACCAUGCUGCAACUGUCGAGAAUGAUGAAGGCCUGGAAGCAGAUGCUGAUUCAUCUUUUGAGCUAUUUCGCAACAGCGAUGAACUGGCUGAUGAAUAUAACUAUGAUUAUGAUGAUUAUGUUGAUGAAUCAAUGUGGGGUGACGAAGAAUGGACUGAAGUUAAUCAUGAGAAAUUAGAGGAUUAUGUGAAUGUUGACUCACAUAUCUUGUGCACUCCUGUCAUUGCUGAUAUUGACAAUGAUGGUGUAUCGGAAAUGAUUGUUGCUGUUUCUUAUUUCUUUGAUCAUGAGUAUUAUGACAACCAGGAGCACUUGAAAGAACUGGGUGAUAUUGACAUUGGGAAAUAUGUUGCUGGUGGUAUUGUUGUUUUUAAUCUGGAUACAAAACAAGUUAAGUGGACUGCAGAACUCGAUCUUAGUACUGAUACUUCAAACUUCCGAGCAUACAUAUAUUCUUCUCCAACUGUUGUAGAUUUAGAUGGUGAUGGAAAUCUGGACAUUCUUGUUGGGACUUCUUAUGGACUAUUCUAUGUGCUGGAUCAUCAUGGUAAGAUUAGAGAGAAGUUCCCUCUAGAAAUGGCCGAGAUUCAAGGGGCUGUUGUUGCAGCUGACAUUAAUGAUGAUGGGAAAAUUGAGCUAGUUACUGCUGAUAUACAUGGAAAUGUCGCUGUAUGGACUCCAAAAGGUAGUUUGAUAUGGGAAAAACAUCUGAAGAGUCUUAUUCCACAGGGUCCAACUAUAGGUGAUGUCGAUGGGGAUGGCCAUACUGAGCUUGUUGUGGCAACACUAUCUGGGAAGAUUCAUGUUCUUGAUGGCAAGGAUGGGGGAUCUAUUGGGAGGUAUCCAUAUCAAACACAUGGGAGAGUGAUGAAUCAAGUUCUUCUAAUUGAUUUAAGUAAACCCAAGGAGAAAAAGAAGGGAUUGACUAUUGUUACUACAUCAUUUGAUGGUUAUUUGUACCUCAUUGAUGGGCCUACUGGCUGUGCUGAUGUUGUUGAUAUUGGUGAAACCUCAUAUAGCAUGGUCUUGGCAGACAAUGUAGAUGGUGGGGAUGACCUUGAUUUAAUUGUUACAACAAUGAACGGCAAUGUCUUUUGCUUCUCAACACCAUCGCCUCAUCAUCCUCUCAAGGCUUGGAGGUUGCCUCAUCAAGGAAGAAAUAAUGUUGCAACUCGGUAUGGUCGUGAAGGUAUCUAUGUUACUCAUCCUUCUAGAGCAUUUCGCGAUGAAGAAGGCAAGAACUUUUGGGUGGAAAUUGAGAUUGUAGAUAAUUACAGAUACCCAUCUGGGCAUCAAGGACCCUACAAUGUCACUGUAUCGUUACUAGUUCCCGGUAAUUACCAAGGUGAGCGAACGAUAAAGCAGAACCAGAUAUAUGCUCAACCCGGUAAAUAUCGGAUUAAGCUUCCAACUGUGGCAGUAAGGACCACAGGAAUGGUAUUGGUUGAGAUGGUUGACAGGAAUGGAAUAUAUUUCUCUGAUGAUUUCUCGCUGACAUUCCAUAUGCACUACUAUAAACUGUUGAAGUGGCUUCUUGUCUUCCCUAUGCUUGGGAUGUUUGGGGUUCUCGUCAUCCUUCGCCCACAAGGCUCAGUGCCAUUGCCAUCAUUUUCAAGGAAUAUUGAUUAGUGAUAAUUACCUUGUAUCAGGAUUCAGGAGGUUUCCCAACCGUGAUUGACUUCUGUGCCAUAUUGAGAGUGAUAUUUUCAUGGUAUAUGCCUUGGUGCUAAAGUGGUAUUCAGUCAAGAACUAGUUAAAGGCUUAAAGCAGAUCAUUGAUGCGGAAGUACUCGUUCAGCAAAAUUAAAUUUAGGUCUGGUUAAGAGAUAGUUAAAGAAUACAAAAGUAUGAGAUAAUGGGAUUUUGCCCUUAAUCUUGUAGUGUAAUCUAAUACUGAAAAGACUCCCCUGGUAAGUUUUUGAGCUUCCUUUUAACGGAAUAGAUAUUUAUAAUCAAUACAUAUUUUCUCGA